UGGUUCACGGCUUCUGCASCAUCCCAACAUGAAAACCUUUWAUUUUUCAUUUAUAAAUGGUGAAUAUUUAUGAUCCAGUCAGUUCUGGUUCGGUCCAGUCCAGCUGGUUCGGGUGGGUGUUCUGAACUCUGCGGUCAGUGAUUUAUUAGUUCCUCCAGGGGGCGGUAGAGCGCAAAGAGCUCCUUCCUAACCUCCAAAGAAGAAUGGGAACUUUGCCCCAGUUCAGCCGGUCCUGGAACCAGAACCCCGACCCAGAUUGGCCCAGACAAGAGUUCUAGAUGAAGGCCGUGAUCCUCGCCGCGGGCUACGGAACCAGACUGCAGCGGGACGUUUCCUCCGACCGCAGCGGCAGGUUCGCUCACCUGGUCGGGGUUCCGAAGCCGCUGCUGCCGGUGGGCCGGAGCCCGCUGAUCAGCCGCUGGGUCCGGGCGCUGACCCGGUCCGGGGCGGUGGACGGGAUCUACGUGGUGACCAACGCUCUCCACCAGGCUGCAUUCGCCGUUUGGGCCGCAGAGUUUCCGGAAGUGCAGAUUCUCAGCGAUGAGACGCGAAGCAACGAAGAGCGGCUCGGCGCCGUCGCCUGCCUGCAGCUGGCGGUGAAGCACUUCGGCAUCCAGGACGGCGUGAUCGUCAUUGGAGGCGACACGCUGUUCAGGGAGGACUUCAGUCUGGGCCGGGUCGCACAGAAGGUUUCCGAGCUGCAGGCGAGGAGCGCCGACAGCUGCCUGCUGCUGUGCUACCGCUGCAGGGACGAAGGUGAGAUCAUCAUCAUCAUCAUGCUGCAGUUAGUGGAAGGACGAACGUUCUCCUGCUGCUCUGCAGAAACCCAGAAGUACGGGAUCCUGGAGGUGGAUGAUGAUCUCCGGGUUCUCCGGAUGAAGGAGAAGCCGCGGCCUUCAGAGACCGAGUCCAGGAGAGCCUGUCCGUGUUUCUACGUGUUCUCCAAGGAGAGUCUUCCUCUGCUGGACGCCUUCCUGCAGGAGAAGAAGGUCAAAUUCAACCUGAACGACGACUUUCAGUUUCCAGACGUUCAGAUUCUCACUGAGAAACUUUGUGUCAUCAGGACGCUCCGAUCGAAGAGCGCGACGCUCCGGGGAACUUUGUGUCAUGGCUCAUCCCGAGGUAACGGGAAACGACGUCCGUCCAGCAAGCAGAAAAUGGUCUCUAACUUUCUAACUUCAACAGGAAGCCGGUUUUCACCCAGGAGAUCUCUGGACGCUUCGACGUGGGAAACCUGCCGUCGUACCUGGAGUGUGACGUUUACUUCAGCCAGAAGCUGCAGGACGACAAAACCUUCAUGGUUUAAAGGGCCAGCUUUUAAUGGGAAAUGAUUUCAGAAUGAUUCAAACAGGAA
This is a messenger RNA of Poecilia reticulata (guppy), 1354 nucleotides long. Its product is annotated as glucose-1-phosphate thymidylyltransferase. Gene Ontology annotation, biological process: biosynthetic process. The record is from RefSeq and is a predicted model, not a curated record. Lineage: Eukaryota; Metazoa; Chordata; Actinopteri; Cyprinodontiformes; Poeciliidae.